Molecule: messenger RNA, 1491 nt
Organism: Caenorhabditis angaria
Lineage: Eukaryota; Metazoa; Nematoda; Chromadorea; Rhabditida; Rhabditidae
Source: the annotation of a GenBank genome assembly
AUGUCUCUCCUUGACGAGAUUUCCAAGCUAACAACACCUGCAGCAGCUCUUCCAGACAUUGAAGAUGAUGAUUAUGAUGGGACUUCCGCGCGAAAAAUUGUGCCGAAAAGCAAAGCGAAAUUCCCGCAAAUAAAUUUUGAGGAGGGAAAGUAUGCAGGAAAAAAGGUUUCGAGAAGUGAGAUUUUUGGUGAUUCAACAGAAAUGAGUGGGUUAGGAAGGAAGGUUGAGGAUUCUGAUGAAGGAGAAGACGAGGAAGAUGAAGAGGAGGAGGAGGAAAAUGUUAGUGAAAUUGAGGAAGGUUCUGAAGAAGAAGAUGUUGAUGACGAAGAAGAAGGAGAUUCUGAAAAUGAUGAUGAAGAGGAUGAGGAAAAUGAAAAUGAAGAAGAGAACACUGGAAUAACAACUCUUCCAAUUGAAGUUGAUCAAAGUAAUGAUAAAGCCGAAUGUAUUCAAAAUCAGCGAAAAGUUUGGGAUGAUAUUAUGUAUACGAAUAUUCGAAUUCAUGCUUUAUUAAAUGCAACAAAUCAAAUGCCACGUGGAGAAACAAGAAAACAAUUGAUGAAUUCGGCAGAUGAACAGACAAAACAAAACAUUGCAAAAUCGAUGAAAAAUGUUGCAAAACUUAGGCAAUUAUUGAAAGAAGCUUGUGAAUGUUUUGCUGAAAAAACUGGGGGAGAUGAUGAUGAUGAUGACGAGGAAAUUCCGAGUGAUGAAGAUAUUGGAGAUUUGAAUAGUGAUUUAGAAGAUGAAGAUGGAGAGGAUGAAGAAGAGGAUGAAGAGUGAGGGUUUUUUUUUGAAUUUCCCAUCAGUUACAGAAAUUUUUGCAGAUCUGAAACCCCGAAAAAAUCCGCAGUUGAGCAAGGAGUUAGUGUUGAAGGACUUGGAAAAUUCUUGAGAAAACACGAUGAAGAUUUUGACAAAUUCAGGUACUUUGGGAUUUUUUGAAACAUUUUCCUAAAUAUGCAAUAUUUUUCCAGAGCUACUACAAUUACAAAAUGGUAUAAUCGAACUAAAUUAUUGAAUGCGAAAUCGGCAAAUAAUGCGGAUUUCAGUGGUUUUGAAAAAGGAAGUGUUUUGAGUCAAAUCAGUAAAGUUCUUAAUGAUGAAGGCAAAUUGUUGAAAAAAGUUCGAACAAUUCGAAGUGGAAAUGCGAGAAUAGGAGCAGAAGAAACAAAUUCGCAAGGAAUUGAUAAUGAAAUCUUUGAUGAUAAUGAUUUCUAUCAAAUUCUUCUCAAACAAAUGAUUGAAUCACGAAACAAUACAAUGAAUACAUCUGAAGAUGGAGCUGAUAUGACAAGAAGUUAUAUGGAAUUGCAAAAUAUGUUUAGUAAUAAUAAGAAGAAGCGAGAUGUUACUGCGUUGUCGUCGAAAGAUCGGAAGUUGAAAUAUGAACCGAUCGCGAAGUUGAUCAAUUUUUAUCCAGCCAAUCCGUCGGUUGUUACAUGGAGUCACGAAUCGAGAAAUGAGUUGUUCAAAUCACUGUUUUCUUGA